GACUACUGGGUAUAAAUAAAGCUGAUUUCAAGCAAUGAACUGAGUAUACAGCAAAUAUUACAGCCUGCUUAGUUGAAUUUUGGUUCACUUGGACUUCAUCAGCAUGUGGAUUUCUACAGCAUUCCUUCUUUUUGUGCUGGUUGUUAAUGGAGAAUCAUACAAGUUUGGUGUAACCUGCCCCGAUGACUGGGAGAGAUUUGAAAAACAAUGCUUUAAAUAUUUCAGCGACUUAAAACCAUGGAUUGAAGCAGAGAAACACUGUAUUGACCUUGGAGGAAACCUUGCAGCUGUCCACAAUGCACCCACUAACAUCUUCCUAAAAGGCCUUGUGAGAAAAUAUAGCAAUAACUUCCCCCGUACCUGGAUUGGUGCUCAUGAUGCAAUCAAGAACUUUUUCUGGCUUUGGAGUGACGGAUCAAGGUUUGACUACAAUGACUGGCAAAGGGGUGAACCAAAUAAUGGAUAUCGAGGAGAUGAACAUUGUGUGGAAAUAGGCUAUGGAGGUGACAGACGCUGGAAUGAUGCACACUGCGAUACUACUCUCAAUUACAUCUGUCAGACAGAAUUAAAAUUGUAAACUAAUAUCUCAUGUCUGUCCAUCACCAAUUUCUAAAGUCUCCAAAUUGCUUGUUGUAACAGACAUGCUUUGAAUUUGAAUUUGAAUGUCAAUCUUUGCAAAACCAAAAUAAAAAAAUAAUCUUUAAACUACAAA
Carassius auratus (goldfish) is the source of this 712-nucleotide messenger RNA. Its product is annotated as ladderlectin-like. NCBI's taxonomy places the organism in Eukaryota, Metazoa, Chordata, Actinopteri, Cypriniformes, Cyprinidae. The transcript is spliced from 6 exons. The coding region runs from base 104 to 577 and encodes 157 amino acids. The record is from RefSeq and is a predicted model, not a curated record.